AUGCUGAAUGAAUAUCUUGCCAAAUCGUUCGAUGAAUCGAUGAAUACAUUGUUACAUUAUGCGGUUUUAGGAAAGAGCGAUGAGAUCGUGCAAUAUUUAAUAGAGCUCGGAGCUGAAGUUAAUUCAUUGGGGAAAAAUGGCAAUACACCUUUCAAGCUAGCUGUUGACCGAAUCAAAAAACCGUUUAUAGAAUUACUGAACGAAAAUGACAUCGAUUUCAGUCUAGAAAGUAUACGGGAGGCCUUUGAAUUGAAAAAUUUGAGUACCAAAAUAUUUGAACAUCUCCUUCGCAGACUACAGACUAAGAUACUUGAUACUGAAUUGUUGGUCGAUGAAUUGGUGAUCGUGGGCUUUGACAUAAUGCUUUGUGCCAAGUAUUUGAGGAAUGUCAUCGUAAUUCGAUGCAUGUUGCAACGAGGAUUCGAUGUCAACUCGAAAGAUUGUUUUGGAAAGUCAGCAUUACAAAUUGCAUGUACAUACGAAGAAGCAGAAUUUGUGAAGUUACUAAUAGACCACGGAGCCGAUGUAAAUACUUUGGACCGAUGUGGACAUGGACCUUUAUGGGUUGCCGCGUGUCACAGAAAGAAGAACACAAUGAUAUUUUUGCUGGAAGCCGGCGCCAAUCCCAAUGUCAUAGAUGACUUCAACUUGACUGCGAUGGCAAUGAUUUUCAGCCACUUGAAUAGUUUACCGAUUGCAAUGGCGGACGAAUGCCUCGGCGUUCUUUUUCAUUAUGGUACUAUUCCUCAACGUAUCGACUAA
This is a messenger RNA of Phymastichus coffea, 762 nucleotides long. Its product is annotated as serine/threonine-protein phosphatase 6 regulatory ankyrin repeat subunit B-like. Gene Ontology annotation, cellular component: nucleus. The record is from RefSeq and is a predicted model, not a curated record. Gene Ontology annotation, molecular function: transcription cis-regulatory region binding; protein binding. The transcript has a single exon. Bases 1 to 762 code for a protein of 253 amino acids. Gene Ontology annotation, biological process: positive regulation of transcription by RNA polymerase II. Lineage: Eukaryota; Metazoa; Arthropoda; Insecta; Hymenoptera; Eulophidae.